Molecule: messenger RNA, 465 nt
Organism: Drosophila mauritiana
Lineage: Eukaryota; Metazoa; Arthropoda; Insecta; Diptera; Drosophilidae
Product: putative 60S ribosomal protein L33
Exons: 2
Coding region: 130-321 (63 amino acids)
Source: RefSeq, a predicted model, not a curated record
AACAUUCCUUUCAUUCCGAACGUCUAAAAGUCACAAUCCGAAUCCCGGUCUAAAUACAGGUCGAAUAUCGAAUCCAAAUUUUAAUCUUUUGUUAGCAGCCGCGCCAAUCCGGUCCGCAGCGAUCCAAAGAUGUCCGAUCGGUUCAACAUCCACGAAGUCUUCAACAGCCAGACCAUGCGUGGUCGCGCCAAUGUAGCCAAGGCCACCUGGGCGUCGUUGGGACUCGUCUACGUCCUGGUCAAGAUGCAUCGCCGCAACUCGAAGCGGCGCGAGACGAAGCUCUACUGCAAGGGCUGCCAGCAGGCCAUGCUCCAUGGCUAGGGCGCCGAUGCUGCGGGACAUGGGUCCCCACCCCUCCGACCCGUUCGAUCCCUCAGCAAUCCAUAACUAGCUAUAAUCCGCACCCCCUUUCCGGUUCCCGAUGGGACCAAACUCAUGUACCUAAUUGAGCCAAUAAAAAUCGAU